GUCACCUUGAGGCGGACGGCUGUGUGCGUUCGAAGGCUACAUGGAAUGGUGAUGUUUUCAUUUCAGGUGGCUAAAUCCGUGGAGAGGGGGUACAAAGACAUGCAUUGCAAAGGGGAAUCUUGUCGCCUCAUUGAGACACACUCCAACAGUUUCCAAAGAACAGAGACGGUGUGUUUGCCAUAGAUUGCUGAAGUCGUGUGCUUCAUGACUAAUACAAAUGUGAAAAAGGCUCCUCCAGUUAAUAUCCGAGGAUGAUGAUUCAUGCAUGGAAUGGUUAAUACUAACAGGAUAUUUCUACUACUUUUUUUCCUGUUUAUUUAAAAGGAAGGCAGCAAUCAUCACACAUCUUCUUUUGUGAAAGCACAAGCACUUGAAGCACAUCAGAUAAUCGCUUGUCAAAUACACUUGUUUUUCGCAGAAGAACCCAGCAAGCUAUAUGAUUAUAUUGGAUACUUCUAUCUUGAUUUUGUUGUUCUAAAACAAUGCAGUAUUUCACUUCACAAAUUCAACAGUUUCAUGGGAAAGAGGAAUUGUAUGCUAGAAAUUUAAAAAGAAUGAGUUUGCUGCUGAUUUUGGGGGUUCUGUACCUUCUUCCACAUGGAGAAGCCAUCAAUGUCCGACUGGUCAAUGGACACAAUAACUGCUCUGGGAGGGUGGAGGUCUUCCGCAAUGGUCAGUGGGGGACAGUGUGUGAUGACAACUGGGACAUCAAUGCGGCCCAGGUACUGUGCAGAGAGGUGGGCUGUGGACAGCAUUCACUAAUUGUUCCCCUACAUGGCGCCUACUAUGGAGAAGGACAUGGCCCUGUUAUCCUGGAUGAUGUCAAAUGCACUGGGACUGAGUCCUCACUGCUGAACUGCAAGACUGGUGAAACAAAAAAUCAAAAAUGUGAUCACUCGGAGGAUGCAGGGGUCGAUUGUUCAGGCCCAGAGAUCCCCAGAAUCAGGCUGGUCAAUGGAAACAAUAACUGCUCUGGGAGGGUGGAGGUCUAUCAAAGGGGCCAGUGGGGGACAGUGUGUGAUGAUCACUGGGGAAAGGCUGAUGCCGAAGUCGUCUGCAGAGAGGUGGGCUGUGAAGGCAACGGGUCUUCUGUCGCAGUACAUGGCUCCUACUAUGGAAAAGGGAGCGGUGUCAUUCACAUGUAUGGAGGCUGCAGUGGGAACGAGUCCUCGCUACUCAGCUGUGGGGCAAUGAGACGUUUUCACUGUGACCACUCAGAGGACGUAGGAGUCGAUUGUAUAGGCUUAGAGACCAUCAAAGUCAGGCUGGUCAACGGAUCGAAUAACUGCUCUGGGAGAGUGGAGAUCUUCCACAGAGGCCAGUGGGGGACUUUGUGUGACCAUUCCUGGGGCUCAACAACUGCUCAGGUAGCAUGCAGGGAAGCAGGCUGUGCGGGAAACGGCUCUGCCGUUGCAGUAUAUGGAGCACACUUCGGCCAAGGAAGUGGCCCCAUUAUUAUGACUGAGUUCUGCAGUGGGGACGAGUCCUCCUUGUACGAGUGUGGACUUCAUGGAAUGGGACACUACGGGUGUCAACAUACGGAGGACGCAGGAGUCUUCUGCUCGGGCAUCGAUACCUUAAAAGUCAGGCUGGUCAACGGAUCCAAUAACUGCUCUGGGAGGGUGGAGGUGUUCCAUGGCAACCAGUGGGGGACAGUAUGUGGUCAUAGCUGGGAUACCAAUGGAGCCCAGGUGUUGUGCAGGGAGGUGGGCUGUGGGGAGGCGGAGAAUCUUAUCCCUCUGCACGGAGCCUACUAUGGAGAAGGAAGUGGCCCGGUCUUUGUACAAGGUCACUGCACCGGAGACGAAACCUCUCUGCUGCAAUGUGGACUGCGGACUGUGAGGUACUUUGGCUGUGAUCACUCAGAUGAUGCGUCAGUUGAUUGCUCAGGCACAGAGAACAUAAGAGUCAAACUGGUCAAUGGACACAACAACUGCUCUGGGAGAGUGGAGGUCUUCCACAAGGGCCAGUGGGGGACUGUGUGUGACCGUAACUGGAACAGCGAAGCUGCUCGAGUGGUGUGCAGAGAGGUGGGGUGUGGGGAUCGCGUGUCUGCAGUGGCCGUGCACAACGCACACUUUGGAGAAGGAACUGGAACGAGCUAUGUGCAUGGCCACUGCAAUGGGGAUGAGCCGUCUUUGCUGAGCUGUGGACUGCGAGACAGGGGAUAUUCUAGCUGCGGUCACACGGAAGACGCAGGAGUUGAUUGUGUGGGCAUAGAGAACAUGCCUAUCAGACUGGUGAAUGGACACAACAACUGCUCUGGACGUUUGGAGGUGUUUCUCAGCAACAAGUGGGGGACAGUGUGUGAUGACAAUUGGGAUAAGGCUGCUGCUGAGGUGGUGUGCAGACAGAUGGGCUGUGGAGUGGGUGGGUCAGCCAUCGCCAUACACAGUGCACACUUUGGAGAGGGAAGUGGACCCAUUAUGCUACUGAAUCACUGUAGUGGGAACGAGUCCUUGCUGCAGAGCUGUGGAAUACAAUACAUGGAAUAUCAAGGCUGCUAUCACUCCGAGGAUGCAGCUGUCGAUUGCUCAGGUCUUGUGAGUCCAGGCAUUGAAGUUUUUGUACAACCUCAAGCCAGUAGCAAAUACAUUGUGAUCUGUUCUUUCAAUGUGCACAUCAGAGGAAGUACUGUUUAUUUAAAUGUCGUGGGCCACAAUAACUACACUGUGCAUGCUUUCCAUGAAGCAGAAAACAUAUCCGUGUUCAUUAUCAAUGAAGCUCCUCCAGUGUCCUUUACCUGUGUGCAUGACAUAUCAGAAUCUGGACAACUUGGCUCAGCUAUGUUCAGCGAGACAAAAUCUUUCAGCGUUCAAGGUGCUCCAUACAAUAAUUGCGUCUCCACUAAAACCUACACGGCAUUUAUUGUGAUUGGUCUGAUUGUGAUCGGGGCGAUUAUCGGGGCUGUCGUUUUCACAGAGCUCAGGGCACGACGACGAGCCUCCAGUGAUGAAAAGGACAACAGCUGUGAAUCUCAAGAACUUUCUCUAAUAGAGGACACCUCACCAACGGCUGUUUUGCUUAAUUCAAGCUAAAUACUGUAUGGGUUUCGAGACGCAUAUCAGCCUCUUGGUUUCAAUGAGAGCUUUUUAUUGCUUCAACUGUACCCCAAAUAUAAUGCCAAUAUUAGAAUAUACAAUACUGUUAUAACUCUUAUUUUGUCAUUUAUCUUUAAAGUAUUAUUGUACAGUGGCUGUUUUUAUUUUUCCUAAUCAUUUUAAUUAGUACACAACAAAAAAUGCUUCUGUGCUACAUUUAGACAUUAGUGUUUAAUCUAAAAAAUGAAUUUUAGUCCUUCAGUUGCUUUAACACAAUAUAUAGGACCUAUAACAGCAAGUUCACAGCUAGCAAUGCCAAAGACAGCUGUACUCUACUCAGGUAGAUAUGAUCUAUGCAGAGAAAAAAAUGCAUGCAGUGAAAAUGAAAGAAUUUGCAAAUAGCUGGGUAGCAAGAGACUCCUCAGGCCACAAACCCCUCUUGUUCCAUUUUGAUUUUCAUGCUACUGGGCUUCCAUCAUGAUGAAACACUGCCAUCCAAACCUGCAAUCCUCAGAACGUCCUCGCACCUGUGAGUAAGUGGGAAGCUGUGCGUUGGGUUCGAAUGUUUGAGACUGUGGCUGCAAGGACACACCUCUUGUGCGGAGAGGACACCUGUCUCCAGGCUGGAGAACUGAAGCACCCAAUCCCAGUAAAACCUUGUGUACCAUCCUCACCUUCAGAUUAAUCUCUGGCCCGGUUGGUCGAAGAAAUGGAGUUUCUGCGAUGGAAUCUGGCCUUCUGCAUACAGUAUGUGCAGCACCAUUUCCUCCAUUUUAAUGAGCCCUGGACAAUAAAGCCAAAGUGUAAAGAAGCCUUUUCUGUAUAAGGACAGCUGGAUAAUUAUGGAAGGUGUGCACGUGGCCUGGUAAAUCAAUUUAGGGUACUUCCAUAUUCGUUUUGUCUUCUCUGCACACAGCUGAUGAUUCACAUUGUUGUAAAAUUUUCAGCGCAGACCUCAGCUCCUCUCUGUGAAUUUAUUCCUGAACAGUGUGACAGGCCUCAUCCAGCCAGAGGGGGAUAGACACCCUCCAGAGUCUUGUGUCUUGUGAAAUAUUAAAAUAUUUCAAAGUGGG
Messenger RNA from Lepisosteus oculatus (spotted gar), 4114 nucleotides. Its product is annotated as deleted in malignant brain tumors 1 protein-like. The record is from RefSeq and is a predicted model, not a curated record. Lineage: Eukaryota; Metazoa; Chordata; Actinopteri; Semionotiformes; Lepisosteidae. Gene Ontology annotation, cellular component: membrane.